AUGGCCCGUCUACUCGUGACUUUUGGUGCGACGGCAAGUGGAAUUGCCAUCUGUGGCGCGUUGAUCUCUGUUGGAUAUCUCUUCAAUGAUAUCAACAACUUCUACUCCGAGUCCCUCGAGGAGUUGGGCGAGUUCAAGGCAUACGCCAAUGACGCGUGGUCCCAAAUGGUGCUGACCACGGUCUCCUCCGGUUCCUCUCAAUCUGGCCGUAACACCGUCUUUGGCCGUCACAAACGAGAGAAGGGACAGGAUGGACAGCCUGGAUUGCCUGGACAGCCCGGAGAUGCUGGACGCGAUGGACAGAAUGGACAUCCUGGAGCCCCUGGAGGACCUGGACGCAACGGAACCAAGGGACGUGGCAAGCCCGGACCCAAGGGAGCCCCUGGACCUCGUGGACCUGCCGGACAACCCGGACAGAACGGACAGCCCGGACAGCCCGGAAAUGACGGACCACAGGGACCCGAUGGACAGCCUGGAAAUGAUGGACAGCCCGGACAGGAUGGACAGGCCGGAGUCGACGGAACUGAGGGAGCCCCCGGCCCCGAUGCCGCCUACUGCCCAUGCCCUCCUCGAUCUUCGGCAAUUGCCGGCAACCAGGCCACUGGAGGAUAUCGUCGUCGUCGUGCC
Messenger RNA from Mesorhabditis spiculigera, 627 nucleotides. The record is from the annotation of a GenBank genome assembly. Lineage: Eukaryota; Metazoa; Nematoda; Chromadorea; Rhabditida; Rhabditidae.